Vicia faba (fava bean) is the source of this 1329-nucleotide messenger RNA. Lineage: Eukaryota; Viridiplantae; Streptophyta; Magnoliopsida; Fabales; Fabaceae. The record is from the annotation of a GenBank genome assembly.
AUGGCAAGAGCAACCUCACAGUGCGGUCUUUCACUCAUACACCUAACUUUACUCCUCUCAUCAACCCUCCUCUCUGCAACUCUCGAAGAACAAAACGACAACCCAAUCACCCGUUUCCAACGCUACCUCCAAAUCAACACCGCACACCCAACCCCAGACUACUCCUCCGCCGUCUCCUACCUCAUCUCCCAAGCUAACUCCAUCGGCGGUAUCCUCCACAAAACCUUAGAAUUCUCCCCCGGCAAGCCUCUCCUCCUUCUAACAUGGCCCGGCUCCCACUCCUCCCUCCCCUCCAUCCUCCUCAACUCUCAUCUCGACUCCGUCCCCGCCGAAUCAUCCAAAUGGACCCACCCUCCCUUCUCCGCCACCCGCACCUCCGACGGCAACAUCUUCGCCCGCGGCGCACAGGAUGAUAAAUGCAUAGCCAUGCAGUACCUCGAAGCAAUCCGCAAUCUCCGCAAUAACAACUUCGUUCCUGUUCGUUCCGUUCAUAUCUCCCUUGUCCCCGAUGAGGAGGUUGGUGGCUUUGCUGGCGCUGCCAAGUUUGUUGAGUCGGAGGAAUUUCAAGCGCUUAACGUUGGGUUUGCGCUCGACGAAGGACAGGCUUCGGUUGGGGAUGAGUUUAGGGUUUUUUAUGCUGAUAGGAUUCCGUGGAAUUUGAAGAUUAAGGCUAAGGGACAACCGGGACAUGGUUCCAAGUUGUAUGAUAAUAGUGCUAUGGAGAAUUUGAUGAAGAGUGUUGAAGUUGUGAGUAGGUUUAGAGAGAGUCAGUUUGAUGUUGUUAAGGCUGGGAAGGCUAUGAAUUCUGAAGUUGUUUCUGUUAAUCCGGUUUAUCUCAAAGCAGGAGUUCCCACUCAAGAUGGAUUUGCGAUGAAUGUGCAACCUUCGGAGGCAGAAGCUGGUUUUGAUCUUAGGUUGACACCUACGACCGACCCUGAGGAAAUGAAGAGGCGAAUUGCUGCUGAAUGGGCACCUUCUGUUAGAAAUGUGUCAUUUGAGAUCAUAGAAAAAGGACCCAUCAGAGACUAUUUGGGACGUCCUUUAUUAACUGCAACUAAUGAUUCGAAUCCAUGGUGGUUAGUUUUCAAGCAGGCUAUAACCUCAGUUGGAGAAAAACUUUCAAAGCCUGAAAUUCUUCCAUCCACAACAGAUGCUCGAUAUCUUCGGCAGAAAGGGAUUCCUGUACUUGGUUUUUCCCCAAUGAAAAAUACUCCCAUUUUGCUUCAUGACCACAAUGAGCAUCUACGAGAUACUGUGUACAUGAAGGGAAUACAGGUAUACGAGUCUUUGAUAAGCUCCUUGAGUUCGUUUACAGAAGCUUCACAUUAG